Perca flavescens (yellow perch) is the source of this 3518-nucleotide messenger RNA. It is a transcript of the gene cry1a, whose product is annotated as cryptochrome circadian regulator 1a. The record is from RefSeq and is a predicted model, not a curated record. Gene Ontology annotation, molecular function: FAD binding; DNA binding. Gene Ontology annotation, cellular component: cytoplasm; nucleus. The transcript is spliced from 14 exons. The coding region runs from base 870 to 2738 and encodes 622 amino acids. Gene Ontology annotation, biological process: negative regulation of DNA-templated transcription; entrainment of circadian clock by photoperiod; circadian regulation of gene expression. NCBI's taxonomy places the organism in Eukaryota, Metazoa, Chordata, Actinopteri, Perciformes, Percidae.
ACCAAUCACAAAGCUUAUAGCUUUGUGUGCGUCAUCGUGUGGGCGGAAACACGGUUGUGGGUGAAACGGCGACGAGGUUGAGCAGUUGUUCGUAGACGUGGAGGAAAAUUGACUUAAAAACAUCCGAUCCACAGUGCAGAAGACGGCUCACACGGAACAGAAACGGAUUUUUAACAGCUAUAUGUCUUUUCAGUUUGCAUUAGGGCGACGAUUUUGACAUUAUCGCAGAAACGGUUUUUACAUAACCAGCUUUACCCGGUAACGCGUAUUCACGGUGGGGAGCAGUCGGAUCUCGCAACGGUAUCUUCUGCUCGUUUUCAGCGACAACUGCCUUCAAAUACAGGCUAGUUAAUUACUCUGUUACUUAAGUAUACGUAGAUACUGUUUCUAGAGUGCAGGCCUGCGAAAGCGUUUAAGUACACGUAUAAUUAUACAAGCUAUUUUUAUUAUUCGGAAAAAAUAAGUUAUACAACACAAAACGAGGUUACUGCACGUCAGCGAACUGGGUCCUAAAGCCCGCCGGGUUGCUUGUCACAUUGCCGGUCUCGUGCCCAAAUGGUUCAUCAGCCAACGGUUUUUAAAUUCUUCGACAUAAUGGAAAAGGUUCUGUUAGAGCAAGGUUAAUUGCAAACUUGGGACUGCAUCAUUGAAAACGAGUUGUAUGCUAAAAUAGCAUACAAGCUAAAAUAGCAUACAAGCUAAUAUAGCACACGCACUUAAGACAUUUGGAUUCCCAGUGACCUGGUUUCUUCUUUCUUUCCUGGAUACCAUUUUAUUAACAGCGAGUUUGAAUAAGAGUGGAGUGAGCACAAAAAGACUGUUCUUGAAAUACUAAAAGGGGGACAAAAAAGGACUCGUCCAGUUGAGUAAUGGUCAUUAAUACGAUCCACUGGUUCAGGAAGGGCUUGCGGCUCCACGACAACCCGGCGCUUAAGGAAUCUCUGCUGGGAGCGGAUACUGUCCGCUGCGUCUACAUCCUCGACCCCUGGUUCGCGGGAUCUUCCAACGUCGGGAUCAACAGGUGGAGGUUCUUACUUCAGAGUCUUGAGGACUUGGACUACAGCCUCCGUAAACUCAACUCUCGACUGUUUGUGAUACGGGGCCAACCCACUGAUGUCUUUCCCAGACUGUUCAAGGAGUGGAACAUUUCUCGUUUGUCUUACGAGUACGACUCUGAGCCCUUUGGGAAAGAACGAGAUGCAGCUAUUAAGAAACUGGCCUGUGAGGCUGGAGUGGAGGUGACGGUUCGCAUCUCCCACACACUCUAUGACCUGGACAAGAUCAUAGAGUUAAAUGGGGGUCAGUCCCCUCUUACCUACAAGCGGUUCCAGACCCUCAUCAGUCGUAUGGAUGCAGUGGAGGUGCCCGCAGGGUCCAUCACGGCUGACAUCAUGGGGAAAUGCAGUACGCCACUGUCCGAAGACCAUGAUGACAAGUUUGGCGUCCCCUCAUUGGAGGAGCUGGGUUUUGAUACUGAAGGUCUGUCCACAGCUGUGUGGCCGGGGGGAGAGACCGAAGCUCUCACGCGACUUGAGAGGCAUUUAGAGAGGAAGGCAUGGGUGGCCAACUUUGAGCGUCCCAGAAUGAACGCCAACUCGCUGCUCGCCAGCCCGACAGGCCUUAGCCCGUACCUGCGCUUCGGCUGCCUCUCCUGUCGCCUCUUCUACUUCAAACUCACCGACCUCUACAAGAAGGUGAAGAAGAACAGCUCCCCUCCCCUCUCGCUCUACGGUCAGCUGCUGUGGCGCGAGUUCUUCUACACGGCUGCCACCAACAACCCCUGCUUCGACAAGAUGGAGAGUAACCCCAUCUGCGUUCAGAUCCCAUGGGACCGCAACCCUGAGGCGCUGGCCAAGUGGGCGGAGGGCCGCACCGGCUUCCCCUGGAUCGACGCCAUCAUGACGCAGCUGAGGCAGGAGGGCUGGAUCCACCACCUGGCUCGACACGCCGUGGCCUGUUUCCUGACCCGAGGAGACCUGUGGAUCGGCUGGGAGGAGGGCAUGAAGGUGUUUGAGGAGCUGCUGCUGGAUGCAGACUGGAGUGUGAAUGCAGGCAGCUGGAUGUGGCUCUCCUGCAGCUCUUUCUUCCAGCAGUUCUUCCACUGCUACUGCCCUGUGGGUUUCGGCCGACGCACGGACCCCAAUGGAGAUUACAUACGGCGCUACCUGCCCGUUCUGAGAGGGUUUCCAGCCAAAUAUAUUUAUGAUCCCUGGAACGCUCCAGAGAUCGUGCAGAAGGCAGCCAAAUGUGUUAUUGGAGUGCAUUACCCCAAGCCCAUGGUGAACCACGCAGAGGCCAGCUGCCUCAACAUCGAGCGAAUGAAACAGAUCUACCAGCAGCUCUCCUGUUAUAGAGGCCUCGGCCUUCUGGCUACGGUUCCAUCCACCUCUAACGGUAACGGUAACGGAGAGAUGUCCUCAGACGGGAUGGGAUUGUCUGUCGAGGCUACACACAGUGCUGCAGGUCCAUCUCGCUACCAGAUGCCGGUUCACUCCCAAAGAGAGUGGCAAAGCGGUGUCAUGAUGUACCGGCAGAAUGAUCCACAAACGAGCUUCGGCACACACCAGCAGGGUUACGCAGGCACCAGUACGAAGUGUUACGCCCAAGGCGCACAGCAGAUUCCUGCAAUUCAGAAAGGACGUGAACUCCACUGCACCACUCAGACCGUUGUCAAACGGCACAGCGAGGACUCUGGGAAUGGCAAAGGCUCUAAAGUCCAGAGACAGAGUAUUCACUAGAAAGGAGUGUCUGCAGACAGACCGUGUACACAGCCAACACAAAGGCUAAGAAUCUGUUUUUGUAUAAAAAAAAAAAGAAAUAUCACUGUUGCAUUGACACAACCUCAAGAGCAGUGUCAUUAAACACACACUCACAAAAGACUAUAUUAUCAUGUGGACUGCACGACCCGGCCAGUGGAUCGACAUCCCUGGAGCGGCUGUUAACGCUGUGCUUAAUUUUGCCAGGACAAAAGUUCUUGUGUGUAUAUAAUGAAUUUGCUAAUUUCACAUACAACUUGUACAUAUUUGAAUAUAUUGUACGUGUCUCUCUUUGUGUAGCCAUAGACCCAUCGAUAUAUUUUUGAUAUGAGAAAUCAUUGUGGAUGGAUCUUGAUUUUUUUUUUGUAACCUUUUCAAUAAAAAUGAAAACAUUUGUAGACCGUCCAUUCAAAAACAAAUGGUGAUAAAUCUUGUAUCUGUUCUAAUGCGGCUGUCUGUCCUCUCAUUUACUCUGCUUCCCAUUUUUCUCCUUUUUGAGCCGUUCCAAGAUAACUGUUUGAAUCAUUACCUUUCUCCAUCUCAGUACUAGUGGACUCGUGUUAAUCCUCACCACUGUAGCAAUAUCAGUAGGACUUAAACUAUCAGGGGUUGUCGAGGGUUACUGAGAAAAGGCGACAGGAAGACAGAUUCUACAUAUCAUGGUGUGUCCCCCCCCCCCUCCUGUUAAAUGUGUCACAUGAGAGAACUGCUUCACUUGUUCCUUCUCAAUGUGCUUGUUUCAUUAAAACUGGAUAUAAUAUA